AUUGUUUUUAGUAGUGGAUGUGUAUUCGAAAACUUUUAGGUUCAUUUAUAUUGUUUGUAUUUGUAUGUAAUAAGGUAUUGUUUGACACAAUGGCAACUGAAGCUGUUCGGAGGGCUGUUCAAAUUAUUCGUAAUGACAAUAAUUCAAUUAGCCUCGACGUAAAUGCCCUCCAAAAUAUUCUUUUGAGGGACGAAAUAAGGAAUAAAAAAAUCUGUGUCCUUUCAAUAACGGGAACUUUCAGACAAGGCAAAUCUUUCUUAUUAAACUUUUUUUUGAGAUAUCUGAAACUAAAGCAUGGGAGUUCUCCACUUGAUCCCAAUUCUGAUUGGUUGGAUCCCAUACAUGGGUCACAUUUGUCGGAUUUUUUGUGGGAUCAUGGGUCUAAUGCUCAUACCAAUGGUAUUUUAAUGUGGCCAGAGAUUUUUACUAUUUAUAAACCCUCGUCAAAUGAAGAGAUUGCGGUUGUUUUGCUCGAUACUCAAGGCUCAUACGACAAUCAAACAACCGUAGAAAAUUCGGCAACGAUUUUUGCUCUUAGUACAAUGAUAAGUUCCGUACAAAUUUAUAACGUGAUGCGCAAUUUGAAUCAAAACGACUUGGAGUCUGUGGAGAUGUUUGGCCAAUAUGGGAGAUUACUCACAAAUGAUGAUUGCCCGUUUCAAGAUCUUUGGAUUUUAGUCCGAGAUUGGCUUGCACCCUACGAAAGGCCAUUUGGUAUUCCAGGGGGUGAGUCUUUGCUUCAAGACAGGCUUUACGGUCAACAUGAUGCGCUUCCCGACGAAAUAAAUGAGCAAAGAAAUAAUGUGCGCAAUUUAUUUCAAACAAUUAAUUGCUCCCUGUUACCAUUUCCUGGAGAGCGGGUAGCGGCCGAUCAUACUUUUAACGGAGAUCUAAAUGAAAUUAAUGACAAUUUUAAGCGAUACGUUAAGCAACUAGUUGAACGCAUUUUUGAACCAGAAAACCUGGUAAUAAAACGCUUUAACGGAGAAGAGAUCACCGCCAAUGAUUUAUUUCAAUGUUUUGGCACGUAUACUGAAAUACUUGGGGAUGGUUUACCACAUGUUGAAACAAGACUAGCGGCGACAAUAAAUAAUCAACAUAACGACGCUGUUGAAAGUUCUUUUGAACUAUAUGAUCGACAAAUGCAUCAUAAUUUUUCCUCAAUUUUAUUACUUAAUAAUCACCACGAAUCUUGUAAAACAAGAGCACUUGACAAUUAUCAUAAUACUAGAUUAUUAGGAAGCAGUCUCGUGUAUGAUAGAUACGAACAAAGGCUUAUCAGGAAAAUGGACGAACGGUUUUCGAUUUACAGGGAAAGAUUCGAUUUUGAUAGAGAUCGCCAACUUGAACGUGAACGACGAAGAAAUCAACAAGUGAGUCUUCAGCAGUUCAGACCAUCACAGUCUUCGAGCCUCGUUUCACGAGAAUCCCUUUCAACAGAAACGAUAAUUCUUCAAUCCUUGCGUAUUGCAACAGGACUUGCGGCAAUUGGUUUUGGCAUUUAUGAAAUAAUUCGUCAAUCAUCUAGAGAUACAGGAAAUUCUAAUACAAAUAAUUCUUCUUCCACAAGGCGGUACUCAACUGAUGACUCUGAUUCUACAUAAUCUACUAAAACCGAUCUUUGUUAAUAUUUUGUAUCUUAUUACUUUUUUGGUAGUUAAAUAACUUGCACCAGUGUCGGCCACUUUAAAUAAAAAAAUAAGCAGAAA
This is a messenger RNA of Tribolium castaneum (red flour beetle), 1709 nucleotides long. Its product is annotated as atlastin. Bases 18 to 1604 code for a protein of 528 amino acids. Gene Ontology annotation, molecular function: GTPase activity; GTP binding. The transcript is spliced from 7 exons. Gene Ontology annotation, biological process: protein homooligomerization; endoplasmic reticulum organization. The record is from RefSeq and is a predicted model, not a curated record. NCBI's taxonomy places the organism in Eukaryota, Metazoa, Arthropoda, Insecta, Coleoptera, Tenebrionidae.